Neurospora crassa OR74A is the source of this 3617-nucleotide messenger RNA. RefSeq names its product sister chromatid cohesion protein Eso1 (gene polh). The transcript is spliced from 2 exons. Gene Ontology annotation, cellular component: site of double-strand break; nucleus; replication fork. Bases 247 to 2265 code for a protein of 672 amino acids. Gene Ontology annotation, biological process: error-prone translesion synthesis; response to radiation. Gene Ontology annotation, molecular function: damaged DNA binding; DNA-directed DNA polymerase activity. The record is from RefSeq and is a predicted model, not a curated record. NCBI's taxonomy places the organism in Eukaryota, Fungi, Ascomycota, Sordariomycetes, Sordariales, Sordariaceae.
GGACACUGGACUACGCGGCAGUUCCCACCUUACCUUAGCGCGCUUUUGCUCCGUUCGACGUGACUUCGGCACUCUCACAACCACCCGUCGCGACGCCGUCUUCAUGCGCCUCCGUCACCGAUGAACGUCUCUCGGCCAUCCGCGAUCACCACGACUCUGAUUGCCGUAGCCGGCCCGUCUUCAUAGCCCGCCCGACCGAAUGAAAAUGACGACACCCUUGGCUUUAGAUUCCGCCCAUACGCUGCCAUGUCGUCACCGCCCCAUAUGCAGUCCUUUCGCGACUUGUCUCCCGCGGGCGCUCCCGGCAUGAAGCGUUCACGGUUCACGUAUCGUCACAUCCAGCAACUCGCUGCCUCGAGUACUUCGUGUCCGCUCAGGGUCAUUGCUCACCUGGAUCUCGAUUGCUUCUACGCUCAGGUAGAAAUGGUGCGACUAGGGAUACCAGACGACAAGCCCGUUGCCGUUCAGCAAUGGCAGGGAUUGAUUGCAGUCAACUAUCCUGCUCGUAGCUUUGGCAUCGGCCGGCAUUGCAACGUGUCGGAAGCAAAAAAGCUCUGCCCGGAUCUUAUACAUCAACACGUUGCAACAUGGAGAGAAGGCGAUGCCAAGUGGGAUUACCACCCGGAUGCCGCGGCCAACAUGGCGACGCACAAAGUGUCCUUAGACCCUUACCGACUUGAAUCCCGUAAGAUUCUGGCUAUCAUCAAAGAAGAACUCCCACCUCAUCUUCAAAAGGUGGAGAAAGCGAGCAUCGAUGAGGUGUUUAUGGACCUCUCGGCACAAGUGCACACUAUCCUGCUCGAACGUUUUCCCGAGCUUGCCAACCCUCCCCCAUACGAUGACCCGACCGAGAUGCUACCCAUGCCAUCCAUCACCGCUCUCGACUGGCAGGCUGAUGCGCUGGUAGACCUGCCAGACGAAAACGCUGAACUUGAGGAUCCGGACUGGGACGACGUGGCUAUUCUUAUAGGCUCAGAAAUUGUGCGCAAGGUGCGGAUAGCCAUCAAAGAUAAGCUUGGAUACACGUGCUCCGCAGGUGUAGCCUGUAAUAAGCUGUUGAGCAAGUUGGGCUCGGCUUACCGAAAGCCCAACCAACAGACGGUGCUUCGGAAUCGUUCAAUUCAGCAUUUUCUGUCCGACUUCAAGUUCACAAAGAUGCGGAACCUUGGCGGCAAGCUGGGCGAACAAAUCAGUCAGAUGUUUCACACAGACACGGUCAAAGACUUGCUCAGCGCUUCGGUGGAGCAGCUAAAAUCGAAGCUAGGCGAUGACACAGGCGUCUGGGUCUACAACACCGUGCGUGGGAUCGAUACCAGCGAGGUAAACCCGCGCGUCCAAAUCAAGUCGAUGCUGUCGGCCAAGUCCUUUCGUCCUAGUAUAACCUCCUUCGAGCAGGCUGUCAGAUGGCUGCGCAUUUUUGCCGCUGACAUUUUUUCCCGGUUGGUCGAAGAAGGUGUUUUGGAAAAUAAGCGGAGGCCUAAGACCAUCAAUCUCCAUCACCGUCACGGCACUCAAACCCGGUCACGUCAGGGUCCUAUCCCUCAAGGCCGUAAGCUCGACGAAGAGAGUUUGCUAGAGCUGGCCAGGAACUUGUUAAGCCAGAUUGUUUCCGAGGGUCAGGUUUGGCCAUGUUCCAACCUCAGCCUUAGCGUUGGAGGAUUUGAGGAUGGUGUCACUGGAAACAUGGGCAUUGGCGCUUUCUUGUUGAAGGGCGAGGAGGCUCAGGCAAGCAAGACGGGGUCAGGGACAGCGACGGUUGACUCUGAAACCGAGAUCCGCCCGGCAGAGAAGCGAAGGCGCCUGGAUAACGGCGGGAUAGAACGAUUUUUCGCAAAGAGAGAGUUAUCCCACGGUGCUAAUCCUGGGUUGGGCUCCGACGAUACGGCCAUCAGUGGUCAAAGCGGUCAAAGGUUGGGCACCCUGAAAGAGGAGGUCAUGUCAGGUGAGCCGGCCGGUUCAGAGGGGGUGGGCAAAGGCGAUGAGGUAUAUAACGGGAAGUCUGAAUCAGAACCCGGCCCAAUCAUCACAUUGACGUGCUCGCGAUGCAACGCCAGCCUCGAUAGCCCCGAGGAACUGCAAAGCCAUCAGGACUGGCAUUUUGCCAAAGAGCUCCAAGAACAAGAACGUGUCAGCCAGACAUUCGUCAAUCAGCCAUCAGCGUCUAGCUCGCGUGCCGGCAAUCAAAAAUCCACAAGCACGAUGCCGAAGCGACAAGGUAGACCUAAGAAGGUCGAGCGCGGGCAAAGCAAACUCAAGUUCGGUUGAACAGGCUAUCGCGAUUUUCAUGACACGAUGCCCUGAAAACGGCAAAGUGACAUGAGCGCACAGGUGGAGAAUUCAAUGCAUGAAUCCACAACACGACGCUUGAUAUCAAAAGGUGCCUCUGACCAAGCUAUUCAAGAUUGCACAUGCAGUCUUUGUGGAGGACGGUUUGCUCUUCAGAUUCGCUGCAGGUGUUCGUCUUCAGCUGCGCGACGGGAUUGACUACGGCAUCUCACCAAAGUCUGCGUUCUGGCGGUGACCGAGAAUCCAGGGACAAACCAAUCAAUGCUUGGACAGAUCCACGAUGCCCUUCUGGCAUUUAAUGGGUGGUAACGGGUCGGCAGUCUCACUUCCGAAAAUCUCGUGAAGCACAUUUUGCUACAUGGCAGCCGAAUCUAUGGGGAGGCUAUCAAGCUCCUAUACUUGUUGGAACGCCCUCUGGAAGAUAAAACUUCAAUCUGCGCGCAAUGAGUUGAGCUCGUGAGAGUUGCUGCUCGAUUUCCUCACAGGUCACUGAGAGACUCGUAAGUUUAAGGGACUUCCACGAAAGCAUCGGGAGACUGUUAUGGCAAACAUGGACCAUGACGGAAGCAAGAAAGCUCCAGACAAACGGACAAAAAGUGUCGUCAAUGUCUGUGUCUGAUUUGGCGUCCAGAUACUCGUCAUGAUCGGGGCCCUGUAUGACAAACUGGCGGAGACGGCAUGUGCCCCUUUGGUUGGUACACCAGAAUAAAAAUACGACGCAGGAGCAUGUUCUGCACUAGGGUUACUUGCCGAUGUGGGAAGAAAGGAUCAAUUCGGCCAUGAUCACUAGGGGCAGUGAGCGUGCUCAGAGCCAAACGGCCGCCUUGUUGUCGAGCUUACACCCUCACCAACCGAAGCAUCGGACAAAGCUGAUUGGCUGCGAGGAGACCCCAUCUCAUGCGGCAGCUUGCGGCGUUGCAGAAAGGUUGGGCUUCCAGACUUCCAGACGCAUUGAUACCCGAUUGUUGCCAGAACCCGCCCGUUCCCAGAUCCAUUGCUUCCCCAUUGCGUCUCCAUCACGAAGCCCACUAGAAAGUAUCUUCACACAGCCUUUCGCUAGCCCAAUUUGUCUUAAAUGCAUUUCAACCCGCGUGGAAGAAGCUACGGCAUGGGCAUAUAGGUCAUAAUUCCACACACGACGUCGGCGACCCAUUGGUAUGUGGAAACCAUGUCGGAUGCUCGAAAUGAUUUCUUGAAUUCUUGUCCUCACACAUGUCACGGCGACGAAGCGACUCUUUCAUCCAUGUGCCACCUUCAGCCUGUCAGCCAGCACUGUCUGGCGUCUGGCCCCGACCCUUCAGCUUUCGAUAUGUAAUCACAUUGGUUGUCCA